AUAGAGCAAGCAGUUUCUCCAAAAAAAAAAUAGAGCAAGCAGAGCUGUGUACCACUAAACUGCAAAACUUUAUACACUGAUAUGCUUCCAUCAAUCACACCAUAUACCCAGUAGUAUUUUUUCUUUUCUUUUUAUGUUUUGGUUUCUCAUAUACACAGUUAUCCACAAUAUCGAUCACUUAGUUCAUUCUACAUCUAAACGAAAAACAGAGAGAGUCUGAUACCACGGUCAGCAGGCAACAACUCCGGAUGGCAAGCUAUAGAGGACUCAGAGCGUUGCAUAUCUGCAGUGUGAAGGACCAAAGCUUUUGUCUAGAGCAUUGAACAGGGGACACGAUGUGAACACGUGAUCAAUUUUGAAGACGUGUCAGAUUUAGUGCAUAGGACCCAAAUCAGACCCCCGCCAAGAGCCCUAUAGUUAAGUAAUAUGGUUAUGAGUUAUCAAAUUCUCAAAAAAACUGUUAGUGUUAUGAGUUAUUUUUGCCAUCAGCAAGGGAACGGUGCAAGGAAUAAUCAAGACAUUGAGAGGCAAUUUCUUAAGAAUGGUGGAGGUGAUUCAGUGAAAGAAACAACGGCACAGAAGAAAAUUCUUGAUCCAAGGAAGGCAUUCCUUAAAAGGUGGAAUGUAGGAUUUGUAUUGUCAUGCGUGAUUGCAGUAUCUUUGGAUCCUCUGUUCUUUUAUCUUCCUGUGAUCAAUGAAGAAAAGAAGUGCAUUCGGUUAGACAAGAAGUUGUGGAUCACAGCUAUCGUUUUGCGAUCCUUCUUCGAUAUCAUUUACCUGCUGCAUAUCAUAUUGCAAUUUCGCACUGGUUUUAUAGACAAGAAGCUUCUGAAAAGUGGAAAAUCUGAGUUGAAUAAAGAUGCUUGGAAAAUAGCUCGUAAAUAUUUAUGGCCGUGGUUCUUAUUCGACAUUAUAACUAUUCUUCCCAUCCCGCAGGUGGUGACUCUGACUAUUUUUUCAGAAAUGAGAGGCACGAAAUCUUCAAAAAAAGUAAAAUUCUUGAACUCUAUCGUUCUCUUCCAAUAUGUGCCAAGAGUUACUCAAAUCUACCUAUCUUGGAAGAAACUAAUAACAAAUAACAAGAAAUUUGAUAGAAUCGUGCUGGUCAAAGCUUCAUUGAAUUUCAUUCUAUACAUCCUUGCUGGUCAUGUAUUGGGAGCCUUCUGGUAUUUUUUCUCUACUCAACGACUGGCGGCUUGUUGGCAUGAAGCGUGUGGUCAAAAUCGUAGUAGAUGUGUUGGAAUUUCUUUUGAUUGUGACCACAGUAUUGGAAAUCUGUCUUUUAUAAAUGAUAUUUGCUCUUUAAAUACUGAAAACAAAACGUCCUUUGACUUUGGAAUAUUUCUUAAAGCCCUUCAAUCUGGUGUCUUAGAAUCUGAAGAUUUUCCACAAAAAUUAUUUUACAGUUUCUGGUGGGGCAUGCGAAAUCUGAGUUCUCUUGGUCAAAACCUUGAAACAAGUAACUACAUAUGGGAAAACUGCUUUGCACUUGGUAUUUCCAUCUUUGGAUUGGUACUAUUUUUAUAUUUCAUGGGAAAUUUGCAGAUGUACAUGCAGUGGACAGCAAAAAAAUCUAUUAAAAAUUGGGAUAACGUACGCAAGAAGAUGAAGUCGAGUAAACGACAAAAGCAAAAAAAAAUCAUGAGAUCGUGGAUUUCCCAACGGGGCUUUGAUAGUACCAUUAAAACCGAGAUUAUGAGGAACAUAGAACAGAGAUUUGAAGAAGACGAAGAUGUUUAUGUGGAGAACCUGAUACCUGAUCUUCCUCCAGAACUUCAAAGCAAUGUCAAGCACCAUCUCUGCUUAAAUCUUCUAAAGAAUCUGAAAUUCGUAAAAGACAAUGGGUUGGCGGCUAAGCAUGAACAACUGUUGCUUAAGAUCUGCGACUCUCUCAAACCAAAGUUCUACAAAGAGCACUGCUACAUUGUUCAGGAGGGAGACCCAAUUGAUGCGGUUUUUUUUAUUACGGAAGGCACUGUAUGGACUUGCACAAGCAGUAGUAAUGGUGGUGAAGACUCCCAACAUGCUGAGCGGCUUGAAAAAAAUUUCUUUGGAGAAGAACUUCUUGAAUGGGUUAUGAAACCUUCCUCCGCAGACAUGUACAAUCUAUCCAAACUCCCCAUUUACUCAAAAACACUCAAAACCCACACAAAAGUGGAAGCCUUUGCUCUAAUGGCCUCCGACUUGAAGCAAAUAUGGCAUUCUAAGUUGUCACAAUUUGGCCCUGAAGAACUGCAAUCCCAGGCAGCUUCCCGUGUACAACGAAUUUGGCGUGGGCACCGCGAUCACCCAAAGACGGAUGGUGCUGUUGUUGAAUCGAAGGAACCUUCUAUUUUACAACGAAUCUGACACUGUUGUUGCAAAGCAUUAGUUUGUUUUGAUGUCUAACAUGUACUAAGUUUUGAUGGACUGGUUAGUUUUUUUUCUACUUAUAGAGCUGCUGCUCUUCUUCUUUUUUGAUGGAUUGUGAAUAUGGUAAUGGUAGAAUUAGAGUAAAUUGUUUAGGGUAACAUAUGUCUGCACCUUCUAAUUAUUCAAGUUUGUAAGUAGUAGCUCAUUAUGUUUCAUUCAUUUGUGUUACUAGUGCAAUGUAUGGACACCAUGAAACAAAGGUGUGUAAACACAAAUUUUUCCAAUGAUAGAAAAUUAAACAA
Messenger RNA from Quercus lobata, 2654 nucleotides. RefSeq names its product cyclic nucleotide-gated ion channel 1-like. The transcript is spliced from 8 exons. Gene Ontology annotation, molecular function: monoatomic ion channel activity. Gene Ontology annotation, biological process: monoatomic ion transport; transmembrane transport. Lineage: Eukaryota; Viridiplantae; Streptophyta; Magnoliopsida; Fagales; Fagaceae. Gene Ontology annotation, cellular component: membrane. The coding region runs from base 427 to 2349 and encodes 640 amino acids. The record is from RefSeq and is a predicted model, not a curated record.